UCGACCAAUCACAGGGCGGGUUGUUGGACUGUCCUCUCAAAGCAGCAGCGAUGGUGGGUAUGAGCGUCCUGAGGUCUGCUGCUGCUUUCGCAGCCAGACUGAAGCCAUUGAAUGCUGGAAAUAAUGCGGCGAAUUUGCUCACUCGAACAAUCCCCCGAACAGAUAAAGUCACUAUUCGUUGGGGUCAUGGAAAGAAAAUGUUUACCAUCAAACCCACCAGCUACUAUGACAGGAGGUUUCUGCACUUACUGCGAUUUUACGUCCUGCUGACUGGAAUUCCAGUAGCCAUAAUUGUCACAGCUGUGAAUCUCUUCAUUGGUGAGGCAGAGCUUGUUGAGAUUCCUGAAGGCUACGAACCUGAACACUGGGAGUACUACAAGCACCCCAUCACCAGGUGGAUUGUACGAUACUUGAAAGACACCCCAGUGAAAGACUAUGAGAAAAUGUUGGCUGUAGUGCAAAUAGAGAAAGAAAAAGCAGACAUGAGACUGGCUGAGAUGGAGGUGCGUCGUCACAUGAGAAUUAGGGGAGACGGUCCCUGGUUCCAUUAUCCCACCAUUGACAAGGAGCUCAUCGACCACAGCCCCAAGUCGUCACCUGACAAUUAAUGAAGAUGUCAUCAGUUCUACUCUUUGUAAAUUUGCCCUCGCUUCCAUAAAUAAAGUAUCUAUGUGGUCUAA
Nothobranchius furzeri (turquoise killifish) is the source of this 680-nucleotide messenger RNA. RefSeq names its product NADH:ubiquinone oxidoreductase subunit B5 (gene ndufb5). The record is from RefSeq and is a predicted model, not a curated record. Lineage: Eukaryota; Metazoa; Chordata; Actinopteri; Cyprinodontiformes; Nothobranchiidae.